CCGGAAGUGAACUUAUCCUCCAGGGCGGGAAAUUAUCCCAUCCUGCUGUUACAUCUGACAUGUCAAAAUAGUUUGUACUCACCGCUGGAAACAGUUUUCAGGAGAGAUAUUAUUGCCUUUUCGCACUCAAUACGCAGAUUUACUGGAUAUUUGCGCUGCCGUUUGUCUUAACGUUGGUUAAAUAAGCAGCAGGAGGAGCCAUGCAGGCCUUUUUGAAAGGAGCGUCUGUCCAAGCCACCAAACCUCAGAAAGACAAGGCAGCAGCAGGACCGAGCACAGAGAAGAAAGCCAAGCCCCUCCCCUGGGUGGAAAAAUACAGGCCAAAGUGUGUGGAUGAAGUAGCGUUUCAGGAGGAGGUGGUAGCAGUACUGAAGAAGUCUCUACAAGGAGCAGAUCUUCCCAACUUGCUCUUCUACGGCCCUCCUGGUACUGGAAAGACUUCGACCAUCUUAGCUGCUGCCAGAGAACUUUUCGGCCCGGAGCUGUACAGGCAGCGGGUGCUGGAGCUCAACGCCUCCGACGAACGAGGCAUCCAGGUGGUCAGGGAGAAGGUGAAGAACUUCGCCCAGCUCACAGUGGCUGGGACUCGCACAGAUGGGAAGCCGUGCCCUCCCUUCAAGAUCAUCAUCCUGGACGAGGCCGACUCCAUGACGUCUGCGGCCCAGGCGGCUCUCAGGCGCACCAUGGAGAAGGAGUCCCGCACCACCCGCUUCUGCCUCAUCUGCAACUACGUCAGCAGGAUCAUCGAGCCGCUGACCUCCAGGUGCUCCAAGUUUCGCUUCAAGCCUCUGGCCAAUCAGGUGCAGGAGGAGCGUCUGCUGGAGAUCUGCGAGAAGGAGAACCUGAAAUACUCCAAAGAGGGUAUCGCGGCGCUGGUGCAGGUGUCAGAGGGCGACCUGCGGAAAGCCAUCACCUUCCUGCAGAGCGCCGCCCGCCUCAACGUCGACAAGGAGGUCACAGAGAGCGCCGUCGUCGAGAUUGCCGGGGUCGUCCCUGACAAAAUGAUCGACAACCUGCUUCAGAUCUGCCUCAAGGGAACGUUUGAGAAGCUGGAGGUGGCUGUCAGGAACAUGGUGGACGAAGGUUACGCCGCCACGCAGAUCCUCUGCCAGCUGCACGAGAGCAUCAUCGCACACGAUCUGAGCGACAAGCAGAAGUCAGCCAUCACAGAGAAGAUGGCGGUGGUUGACAAGUGCCUGGCAGACGGUGCAGACGAGUACCUGCAGAUGCUGAGUCUGUGUUCGCUCAUCAUGCAGCAGGCCGCCCUCAACAAUUGAGACACAGCAGCAGCACGUUGCACGGCGCCCCCUAAUGAACUGAGAUCCUUCCACGCUGCGUCUCCCCGCCGCCGGUGACUCCAGCACCGGCAUGGGACGCCAGCGGUUUCACACUUUUCUGUUCAGAGGCUGAACCAGAAGCAGAAGUGGCCUCGUCACACCCGCUGACGACGAGCGCUUCAGGUCAAAAUAACGCCAAGCGAUUAAUUUCAGUAAAUCAGCUUCGGCUUCUGUCGGGUGGCUCUUUGUUGUUUUUUAUGUAUCUUUCAUGUAACUUUGUACAUUUUGUAGUUUUGGGCUGUAAUAAAAAAAAAAAAAAAGUCA
Molecule: messenger RNA, 1601 nt
Organism: Myripristis murdjan (pinecone soldierfish)
Lineage: Eukaryota; Metazoa; Chordata; Actinopteri; Holocentriformes; Holocentridae
Gene: rfc4
Product: replication factor C (activator 1) 4
Exons: 11
Coding region: 201-1277 (358 amino acids)
Biological process (GO): DNA repair; DNA-templated DNA replication
Cellular component (GO): nucleus; DNA replication factor C complex
Molecular function (GO): ATP binding; ATP hydrolysis activity; DNA clamp loader activity
Source: RefSeq, a predicted model, not a curated record